Molecule: messenger RNA, 6597 nt
Organism: Tyto alba (common barn owl)
Lineage: Eukaryota; Metazoa; Chordata; Aves; Strigiformes; Tytonidae
Gene: AKAP17A
Product: A-kinase anchoring protein 17A
Exons: 5
Coding region: 736-2784 (682 amino acids)
Biological process (GO): regulation of RNA splicing
Cellular component (GO): nuclear speck; cytosol
Molecular function (GO): RNA binding; protein kinase A binding
Source: RefSeq, a predicted model, not a curated record
CGGGUGCGCCCGCCCCCCGUGCCGGUGAGGGAGCGUUCCGCCACCACACGGAAGCGGAAGCGUUCCCGGCGCUGCGCGGAGGGGCAGGGUCUGGCGCGGGCCGGCGGCCGUUAACCGUGGGGUCUGGCCCAACUCCCACCCUACCCCCACCCCACCCCACCCCCGCCGGCUGCGGGUGAGGGGGGCGCCGGGAGGGCCCCUUCGGCGGCCGGGGAAGGCGGCGGGGAGCCGGCGGCGGAGGGUGCGGACGCCUUCCGAAGUCUUUCUGGUGGAGAGCUUGGGAUCCGCCUCGGCGCUGGCCAGCUGGGGUUUACUGGUUGUUAAGUAGACUCCAAAGCAGUGUGGCUUUGCUCCGCCUGUCCCUUCCUUCCUGAGAAAGGGUAGCUGCUUUCUGAGCCAUCACAUACCAACUUCAUGUGUUCCUAAGAUUGUCAUCAGCUUCUUGUGGUUUUGUUUUUGUUUUGGUUUUUUUAUUUUUGUAUUUUUCUGAGGCCUUACUGAGGUUUAUUUACUUAUAGGCUCUAGUGGUUGUAAAGUUAUUUAAGAUGUUUGUACUACUCAGUUUUAACUCUGUAAUUGACUCUUGUAUUAAGAGACAUUGUAUUAACUUGGGAAUGGUUAAAUGGCCAAAGAAUUAACUUAUUUACGGAUAAGGGCUAAUUUAUUUGACUACUGUUGGCCUGCAACUUAAACUUGCAUCUUUUAUUUUUUUUUAUCCUAUGCUUUUUCUGUGUUAUGGCUGCUGCAACAAUAGUUCAUGAUACAUCAGAAGCUGUAGAGCUCUGUGCUCCCUGUGGGUUAUACCUUAAACCCAUUACAAAAAUGACCAUCAGUGUGGCACUUCCUCAGCUGAAACAGCCGGGAAAAUCCAUUUCGAACUGGGAAGUGAUGGAAAGAUUGAAAGGGAUGGUGCAAACUCAUCAGUUUUCCACUCUGCGGAUUUCUAAAAGCACAAUGGAUUUCAUCCGGUUCGAAGGAGAGGUUGAGAACAAAAGUUUGGUUAAGUCUUUUCUGGCGUGCCUUGAUGGCAAAACAAUAAAGCUGAGCGGCUUCUCUGACAUUUUAAAAGUCCGUGCUGCGGAAUACAAGAUUGACUUUCCUACCAGACAUGACUGGGACUCGUUUUUCCGUGAUGCAAAAGAUAUGAAUGAAACUUUGCCAGGGGAAAGGCCAGAUACUAUUCACCUAGAGGGCUUACCUUGUAAGUGGUUUGCAGCAAAGGACUCUGGCUCGGAAAAGCCAAGUGAAGAAAUCCUUGUAAAAGUUUUCAAGAAAUUUGGAGAAAUACGUAACGUGGACAUACCCAUGCUGGACCCUUACAGAGAAGAAAUGACUGGCAGAAAUUUUCACACUUUCAGUUUUGGAGGCCAUUUAAAUUUUGAAGCUUAUGUUCAGUAUCGAGAGUACGCAGGUUUCAUUAAGGCCAUGAACGCCCUGCGAGGGAUGAAGCUGAUGUUUAAAGGCGAGGAUGGCAAAGCGGUGGCUUGCAACAUAAAGGUUUCUUUUGACUCAACAAAACACCUCAGUGAUGCAUCAAUUAAGAAGCGUCAGCUUGAAAGGCAAAAGCUUCAAGAGCUUGAAAAACAGAGAGAAGAACAAAAGCGUAAAGAGAAAGAAGCAGAGGAAAAACAAAAAGAGGAAGAAAGGAAACAGAGAGAGCUUGAAGAAUAUGAGAGAGAGAGAAAAAGAGAAGAAAAAUUGCGCAAGAGAGAACAGAAACAGAAAGAUCGUGAAGUUCGACGAAACAAAAAACAACUUGAAAAGCUUCAAGCUGAAGAACAGAAAAAACUGCAAGAGAAGAUAAAGUUAGAAGAAAGGAAGCUCCUGUUAGCUCAAAGAAAUCUUCAGUCCAUUAGACUAAUUGCAGAACUGUUAAGCAGGGCAAAGGCAGUAAAACUUUUGGAGCAAGAACAUAAUGAAGAAAAGAUUCGUCUUCAGCAGCUAGAGGAGAGACGAAAGCUUCAGGAGGCUGAGCUCAAACGUGUGGAAGAGGAAAAAGAGAGAGCGCUGGGGUUGCAGAGAAAAGAAAAGGAACUGAGGGAGAAACUACUGAACAAUCUUCUAAGCAAGAAAAUGGAUGCACUUAAUCAAAACAAAGAAGAAACUGAGACAGUUCAGUCUGACAUACCGAAAACCCCUAGCGGUAUUCCACACUCUGUGUCAUCCAGCUGCAUCACUUCUACCUCAGGACAGGCUGUUACAGGCAAACUGGUUCCUGGCUCUCAAAGAGAGGUAGCAUCCCCUGAGAGCGCAAACACUCAAUGCAAGUACUUGAAUGGCAACAUUCACGACAAAGUUCAUGUCAAAGAAGGUCAGAAACUUCAUACCACAAACUCUGAGAGGUGCUCUGAGAAAAGAAGUUCAGGGGUACUUCCGUGCAUUCCCGCCAGUAACCAGCAGCAGAAGAGCCACUCUGGCUACGACCAGAAUACCUGCAGGAAGGACUCGCGCUGUGAGCAGGGCAGACGUAGCGCAGAGCCGAGGAGAAGAAAGAGCCGUUCGUGUAGCAGCGUAAACACUGACGAGAGUAAGGGUAGACGGGAGAGGAGCAGACACAGAAGAGAUGCGAGCUACCAGGAUGAAAAACGCCGGAAAGAAAGGAGGUAUUAUAGACACUCUAGCAGAAGUUACAGCCCUCGACGAAGCCGCAGUCCUCGUCGAAGAAACGUAAGUCCCAGACGUUCGCGUUACAGAAGAACUCGCAGUAGCGAACGGAAACGAGACAGAAGAGAAAGAAGUCACAGUCGCAGAAGCGUGAGCAGGAGGCGAAGGCACCGGAGGUGAUCACUGAGUAAGCAAAGGAGUACUUGGAGUGGGUAGUGGAGGCCUUGGCUCCUUGGAAAGGCUGUGGUCGGACAAAAGGGCCAGGAAGCUGUAAACGAGACCUCAUCGGUGUGACUGCUAUAGAAAACACGUUUGUUUCAACCAAUGCUUAACUUGCAUCUAGUCUCGGAAAUCAAGAAAAUAGAUGCCUGAUUUUUUUUUUUGAUGUUCCUUUGUGCUUUGUUGUCUCUUCUAGGUUUCCACCACAAUGUGUAGGUAUAACCGCCUGUGCUUGUGCUCGAGUUCCUACAGUGCUAAAAGCCUAUUUUCUUGAUUUUCGUUUUUCUAAAACUUAAUUUUAGUUGAUUUAGCUUUUAAUCUCUGUAUCACCGAAUUUGGCUUGAGAAUUACAUGGGUGCCAGUUGCAGGAACUCCAGCUGUGACAAGCUAUUACAUCCAGAUUUGAUUUAAAAUGCUUUCUGGUGCACUCAGUGAAAUCACAUUUAACAAAGUAGAGUUUUUGCUGAUAGGGAUACCUAGCAGGGCUUUCAUGUAGUCCUUAAAACUGACUACAAAGAUAUGCAGGAUGUCUUUUAAACUGCUGUGAUUCCUUCGUAUGUCUGUAUGGUGCCAAGCUUUGUGGCCCAAAUUAUUCUGGCAUGUAAUGCUGUUUGUAUAAUACUUUCCAUGUAGGAGAGGCACACUGAUGUAGGAAGUAAGAAGCAGUGGUAAAAUGGUUGAAAAGGUGUUCUGUUAUUUUGUUGACAUAUCUGGCUUUGUAAUUACUUCAGGUGGCACAGAGCCAUUUGAAGCAUUUUUUCAGGUACAUACAGAGCUAGCCAUUGUCUUUUGAAAAAGGGGCCUUCUUGCUAAAUUAUUUUUACUUGUGGUGUUGGAAAGCAAGGCUGCAGUGUCUUUUGUUAAAUCCAUUUAAGAAUACUUUUGCUUCUAAAAUGCAGCUCAGGAAUAUUAAAAGCUAUAACAUUACAGUGAAAGAGUUUAUUUUGCCUUUUUAUGGUAAAAUUAAAAAGAAAACUGUUUCCAGUGAACUGAAGUUGCUGUUUUCAUAUGUCAGUAUAUUAAAAUCUGCAGAAGUGUUGUAUGAGAACCCGUUUGUUGAAAAAAAAUCGCUUGACACGUUUGAAUAAUGAAGCUCAGCCACUCCUCUUGAUGGUCCUGUUACGUACAGCAAUGUCACCUGUCAGCUCUACAGCCUUUGGAUGCCAUUUUCCUCACGCUGAUGCAUCAAAGCAAAGUGCAUCCCUUUCCUGGAGUGCCCGAGGAGCCCACUGGUGCUGCAGCUCAGCUGGAUCCCUGGCUGGCUGAGUUUGUGUUGCUUUCAGUGAAUCCAUGCAGGGUUUGUUUUUCACUAGGCCAUGCUGCUGAAAUCUUUGUAAUUACUAGCUGUGGAAAGAAAAGGAAGUCAUUCUUUUAUUUUCCCGAUAAUUCAUGUUUUUAAAGAUCUCCAAUUAAUUAUGUUACUUCUAAUUUUUUUAUGACUUCUCUUGUGAGUUUCACCGCUGUCUUGGCGGCUGAGAGCUAGACUGACUAAUCAUCUCAACACCACCAGUCUCUUGAAUUCUGAGUAUUUGCUUUCUGUGGAGAGUUCAUUUUUCUCCUAUCUUUGUUAAAAUGUUAAAAGCCUAGCUACCUGAAGAUAAGUUCAUUUUCAGUAAUGAUUUAACAUCCAAUCUAAUGUUGGUUGCAGGUAUUUGAGAAGGCUGGUGGGAUGCCUGUUUGUAAAUGCAUGCAAUUCUGCUUAGCCUGCUCUUAAAUACUGACACACUGUCCAUGUAACACCACUUCAAAAAAAAAAAAAAAGUAUUCUAUCUGCAGCUGGGUGAGAGUUUAACUAAUGGCUGUCAGCACCAAUGUCUUUGAGCUCAGGAUUAGAUUCUUACUAGUAUUUCUGCAGUGUAUUUCUGCUGUGGAUUUGCACUGGGGUUGAUAUGUUGGAUGGGGGUCUUGAUGAUGUAUUGUGUAAGUAAUCUAGGAGAUGAUAGUUUAUAAUACUACUUUCAAGAAGUUAUCAAGCUGUGAAUGCAGUAUCAUUGCCAGGAGUGGAAGCAGUUAAAGCAGUGACAGUCACCAAAAGGUGUUGGAGUCAUACUAGCAGAAUCUAACAGAUACUGUUAGUUCAUAUGAAAAAAGCCUGUGCUGGAUAAUUUGUUUUGUUUUGUUUUUUCUUCUCCAGAGAAGGCUCUAAGAGCAGGUUUCAUAGCCCACCCUGAAAUAAUUAAAUUCCAUAAGCUCUCCUGAUGUUUAGGGCAAUUUCUGAGGCCAGAGAAGAUAAUUGUGCAGAGAACAUUCAGCUGUCAGGCUCUGAUAAUCGUUUAGCUUAACAGACCAUAUCCAGCACUGGCUUCUUACAAAGUGCAUCGACAUAAAGCAAUUCAAUUGUUUAUAGUGCUUGUAUUAUUUCUUCUUUUCACAGCAGUUUCAGGAAGAAAAGAUGAAAGUGCUAUGAAGCUACUUGCAAAUGCUUAGUUUCCAAAAUGCAGAGGGAAUGUAGAAGUCCUCUUUCAGUCAACCAGCUGAACCCAAUCAAAAUGUCUUAACACUCCUAGUACCUAAACUUGCCCAGUAACUGCUCAGUGCAGAAUUGUAUCUGGUCUAACACUUAGCACUACAGUUGCUUCAGGUACGUGUUUUGCAUCAAAGCUCUCCAAAAUCUUUUCCGUGCCGAAUCCUCUGAAACGGAUAUUGCAUCAUGUGUCCUGGUAGCAGGUCUGGCUGGGAUGGAGUUCGCUUCCUUCGUAGCUGCUGCCGUGGUGCUGUGUUUGGGGUUUGUGAGGAGCAGUGGUGUCAGCACACCAGUGCCCGCCUGUGGCGGAGCAGUGCUUGCACCGUGUCAAGGCCUCCCUCCAUUUCCCGUUCUGUGCACAACCCUCGGGGGGGGUAGGCUCAGGUCGGGAGGGGACACAGGUGACCCCAGCUGACAAAAGGGAUAUCCUGUGCCCUAUGACAUCGUGCUCAACAAUAAAAAUGGGGGCUUUUGUCUUUCCAUUGCUCCAAGACUGGCUGGGCAUCAGUUCCCUUGUGGUUUUUGUUGACGAUAGGCUCCGAACUGCAAACAAACUUGGGAAGAGUUGAAACUAAUCUUUUAUUAAGGUCAUAAAUAAAAAUUAUGCUAUGCCCGAUAUAUUUUAUUCAGAUUUUUACUAUGGCUGGGGUAUGUGCUUGUACUACUGCAAAAACCUUGCUGAUGCAGUAACAAUAUAAUUUUUUGGUAGUAAACAAUUGCUCUUUGUUCUGUAUUGGUUGUAAGUCAGUACAUUUCGAACAAGUAUCUUCUAGGGGUCUUGGUGUUUCAGAUGAAGGAGCCUAGGAUAACAGCAGGCUUUAUAAUGGCUUCUAGAAACAGAAGUACCAAAGUUACUGAUAUUUUUCCCUACUCUGGAAGAAUGUUGUGAUGCUGAUUGCUUAAAUCUGACUUGAUCACUUGGAUUUGCAAGACUGACUUUCAGGAGCUGUCUAAAAGCAGAUAAAAUUAGUUGCUGUCUUUUUUCUUCUGUUUUAAUGUAUGUCUGUUGAGUGACCUUGAGUUCAUAUGGAAAGAUAAAUAUUUAAUGUCUGUCCUUUGCUGGUUUAGCUGCUUUAAGGCAGUGUCCUCUUGAAAUGGACUUCAAACUUUGAUCAACAACUUUGGUCUAAUUAAUGAAAGAGUUCCAAUAAUUCAUACUGCUGUUCUUGUUUAAUAAUUAAAUUUACAGUGCUUAAAUGACACUGCAGUCACAGGCUUUGACAGAAGUGUUAAGGAAACUGAAGAGUAUAGGAUUUAGCAACUGACACUUAAAUACAUACCAAACUAAUAAAUGCUUCUGAAACAUUGAA